AAAAAGGCCGAUCGGGACAUGACAUCGACACUGCACUGCUCCAUCUACUACAUAGGAGCUUCGAAGACUGAUCGAUUUGGAGUUCGGAGACCGAGUUGCACUCGAACUGGUCGACCAAUCACUUGGCUGCAGCCUGCAGGCACCCGUGUAGAUCUACGGAUAUAUGUACGUACUGUGCUAUGCCUACACUACAGCUGUAUCAUCGUACCAGCGCCCGGUGUGACACAAGGAGUUAGGUAAACAACUCACACUCUGUGACUCUGUCACUGUCGACCGUUCCUGUCACGGUCCUACACGGAAAACUAGGCGCAGGUACUGAGGUAGUGCAAGGCCAACUGAACUCAUAACAAUAAUCAGUUCCGAACUUCGCGCACAGAAAACUAGUAAGUAAAGAGCCUUAGCAGUGUGCUUUCACCUCAGGUCUUUGACUGGUCUUGCCGGCAGUUGGCUUUCCGGAGACGCGAAGUUCCGACUUGGAUAGGUCAGGAGCAAAGCAACACAAGGUGGAAGACUUGUAUUGAACGUCCAAAUAGGAGCAGUGCACUCUUCCUGGAAAGUGUGCGUGCUUCUCGGAAUAAUGCGGCUUCGAUCACCGGCCGCUCUGCUGCUUCUGCUGACGAUAGCGGUGACAGUCAGGAGAGCGUACACUACCGACAACAUUAAAAUUAAUGAGGUAAAUUCCCACCAACCAGGUGAAGACACAUCCGAGUACAUCGAAUUGAAAGUAUCUGGCGGAGCUCGAGUGGAUACAAGCAAUGCUACAAGUACGACUCCUGAAGCCGCUAAUACUAGUAAUACUACACUCAGUGCAUUGUAUGCAUUGGACAAUUACGUCAUUGUACUUUACGACGGUCGCACUGGACUAUCGUAUAGGUCAAUUUCCUUGAACGGAUAUCGGACAAACGGCAGUUAUUUUGUAAUUGGUAUGACUGAAGUAAUUCCCAGCCCAGAUCUCAUUAUUGAAGGAACGUUCCUGCAGAAUGGCGACCAGAGAGACAAUCCCGAUGCAGUCGCAUUGUACUUGGGAACAGCAGAAGAAUUUCCGCUUGGAACCCAGGCCCAUAGCCGAAGACUAGUGGAUGCAGUUGUCUACAACAAAUUCUCUCCCAGAGGAAAUCCAUUUCUGGAGAACACCCUGUCACCUCUCAAUGGCAUAGUGCAUGAAGUGGAUGCGUACGUAUCUGGUGCAUUAGUUGACUUGGCCAUUAGCAGGUGCCCCAGUUCAUCUGUCCCAUUUGAAUCUCUAAUCCUCACUCUACCUACACCUGGCUAUGAAAACAACUGUACUGCAUAUAACCCAGCUGGUGCCAAUGAUGUGCCAUGCCCUGGGUUCCCCAGCGACACCAAGAUGCAGAAUCCAUUGACUCCUCCCGUUGUUGAAAGCAGCAUUGUGAUCAAUGAACUCAGUGCUGACUCGCCACAGCUGGACACAGAAGAGUUUGUGGAGCUGUACGAUGGAGGUCGAGGAAACACCAGCUUGUCAGGCAUUACCAUAGUUUUCUUCGAUGGAUCCUGGCCAGACAAUCGUGCCUACUCUGCAAUUGAUCUGUCGGCAUACAGAACAAACUUUGAAGGGUAUUUUGUCAUUGGCUCCGAGCAGGUGUUUCCCACUCCAGAUCUAGUUGUGUGUGACCAUUUCAUCGGCAAUGGUCCAGAUGCGGUGGCACUGUACUCAACCCUAUUGCCUAAUUCAUCGGAACCAAGUGCUUGGUUGAAUGAAUCUGUUCCAACAAGGAGUGGUUUGCUGGAUGCCAUCGUAUACAGCCGGGGUAGAGAGGUGGACUCGGAGCUACUUUCAGUUUUGUUGCCCGGCCAGAGACAACUUCAGGAAAGAGAUCUUGUCAGGCGGAGCAGUAAUAUUGAGGUGUCACUGAGUCGAUGUGAAUCACUGCGGCGCCUGCAUCAAGAUGCUUUCCAAGUUACUACAAUCACUCCCGGGUCACAGAAUAACUGUACACGUAGUGGUACACAAUCACCUACACUGCUUAGUACUCUAGUCCUGUCUGAAGUACUCCCAGGAUCAUCUAUUAGCUACAUUGAAAUUUCUGAUGGCGGUGUUGGGCUCAUCUUACUGUCUGGAGUUUCUCUUAAGAUACGAGUGGAUGAUACCAUCUUUGUAGUAGACCUGUCGCAGUACAACACAGAUCUAGCUGGUUUCCUUACAGUGGGCUCUUAUCCUGAUGCUGACGUUGUCACUGCUCCAAUGUCUUUUGGAAGCAGUGGUUCCAUACAAGUACUGCAGAAUGGUGUAUCACUGGAUGAAGUGCAAUACCGGACAACUGCAAAUGGCAACAGAGCUCACUUGUAUGCCCCUGCUGGAUUUUCACUAAGCCGAUGCUUUGGCACAGGGAUAGCGGUGCAGUAUCAAGGCGCUUUUGUGUCAAGCCAAAGGACUCCAAGGGAGCCAAAUCUCUGCGGGAAUGUGUCCAUCAAUGAAGUCAACGCCAUCCCGUCCACUAGCUCUCUUGUCUCUUCCCAAUUCAUAGAACUAUUCAACGACAAAGGAAACGAAAUUCCUCUAGCACAAUACACAUUGGUGAUUACCGAUAAACAAGGGAGAACGUUGAAAGAAUACCCCUUGCUAAACUUUACUACAAGCAGCUCGGGGUUCUUCUCACUGGCGACCAGAGCUGUGCUUGGUAAUUCAGCUCUAAUCGAAUCCUUUGAUCCUCUAUCUGCAAGACUUAUCAUCCUUAAACGGUACCCUAUGGAUGUACCUGUAAGCAUAUUCACAAUAGCUCAAUCUGACACUGGGCGAGAAGUCAAUUCGAUCGUUGAUAUGAGUGUUAGUACGUGUUCUAAUUAUUUCAAUGGAGAUGUGAGGACAGUUCUUGCAAGACCAACUGCGGGACUACCAAACGACUGUGGGAGUAAAGUCAAUUACCCUACUCCUUCAAACAUGCUCAUCAACGAAAUUGAUGCCAAUCAACGAGGGCCUAUUGAUGCAGCAGAAUACAUCGAGCUACGUGGUGAACCAAACUCACCCCUCGAUGAUCUACAGCUCGUCAUAUACCAGGGACUGCCGACGCCGACUAUUUCUGCUGCAUACACACUUGAGGGGUACACAACAAACUCUAAUGGUCUUUUUGUCCUUGGUGCUGAAGGUUGUAGAUGCAGCCGUGAUUUGCAACUGCUAAGCAAUCUCCCAGAUAGAACCAGUGGUAUAGCUAUUUACCAAGUGCCGCCUUCCUGGAUAACUCUUUCAGCACAAGCAGCCCUUCCUCCAUCUGAGUACUUGGUGGAUGCAGUUGUCUACCAUGCUCGCAGACUUAUUCAGCAACAACCUGAGCAACUUCUUGAUCUUCUGCUGCCAUGCCAGGAGCUUAUUGUCGAGAGAACGAGGUUUUCCCUUUCCAGAUGUCACUCGUCUCAGCCUCGGAAUACAUUGGCAUUUGUCAACACCGGUACAACGCCGGGUGCUCCGAACAUCUGCCCUGCAGCUUCACCCUUGCCUUCAACCACUACCAAUGUCCCCUGCACUAGAAUACCAACAGCAGCACCUACAACAUACCAUACCUCCUAUGUGGAUACAACAGGCACAACUGUGACCCCAACUGUCACGAACAGUCGUAACACGGAGAUGGCGACCCCGAGCCAAAGUCAACACCGAGCGCAAUCUGAAAGCGGAGGUAUUUCAAGCGGUGUGGUUGUUGCCAUAGUGCUCACUUGUGCCGGAGUUGCUCUUUUGGCUUUGAUACUUCGUCUACUCUGGGCCAAACUGAAACGAAGCCCAUGUCCAAGCAGAGGUCUGGGCCAGGCACCCCGUCAGAUUUCAGUUCAUCCCUUCGACAUUGCCCCGUUACCUCCGACAGGUGCUGACGGUGAUGAUGUGGCAUUCAUGAAGCUUGAGGAACCACUCUCCGGUAGGAGUGAAUCUAAUGGCGAGAUCCUAGACUACGACACAAAUGAAAAAGUUAGAUCAGACACGUUCUUUGGUAACGCGUAGAGCUCGGUGUUACGACUAUUAGAAGAGCAGCCCAUGACAACCCACGUGAAUUGAUGGCAGUGUUAUUUUGUGGUGGCUCACCUUGUGGGACUAGUUUUGGUGCGAAUACCAUACACAUACAGACAUAGAGCUAUGGCACAUUUGAGGAUACACUCCUUCUUCAAGAAUAUCUUGACCUGGUGGCUGUUAGAUAUGUGUGUCAGGGCUUCCGAGAGCUGGAUAGUUAGCUGAUGACCUUCAUUGAUUCCCUCUGGAACAUAUACAGUUAUUAGGGGUAAGUUAUAGGCAACCAGAAGUUUCAAAACCUGAGAAUUAUUAUGCCGUUGGCUGCAUUGAUAAAAUUGAAUUGAGUUGUGCUUUGUGCUGAAGAGUAGCUGCCUAUGCACUUGCAUUUUAACCAAUCCGAGGCUAGACCCUUACGAAGGUUUGACAUUUUCAACACUGACUCUAUUGGUUUUCAAUUUGACUUUCCGUUUUCUGGUAGCAUUCCUGCAUUGAAAUCAGAAAAGCUUGUCUAUCUAAA
This is a messenger RNA of Sycon ciliatum, 4469 nucleotides long. RefSeq lists its product as uncharacterized. The record is from RefSeq and is a predicted model, not a curated record. NCBI's taxonomy places the organism in Eukaryota, Metazoa, Porifera, Calcarea, Leucosolenida, Sycettidae. Bases 578 to 3946 code for a protein of 1122 amino acids. The transcript is spliced from 3 exons.